AAAAAAAAAAAAGGAGACACCCUUAACUAAAAACUAAUUAAGGGACCUUAUUUGGUAAAAACUCAAGGGUUUUGUCCGGUAAAACAUUUGUUUUUUAUAUGAAUAAUGAAUAAUUUAUUCUCUGACGAAAUCCUUUUGUACUUGUUACAUUAAAUAUGAAGGGCCUUAAUGAUAAGAACAAUGUCUUUAAUGUCCAUUCACAUGUGCAACCACGGUAUGCUACCCAAUUAUCGGAGACCACUCUCCGCUCUAAAAAUAAUAUAUAGAGUGGCAUAAAAAAAAAAAAAAAAGUUUAUGACCAAUACCAACAGCAUCACCAUCCAUCAUCAAAGCCUCGCUUUGUCUCCUCAAAUCAACACGUAAUUUCCUCCCUCUUUCCUUCCCACUUUAUCUCCUCCACUAACACGAUGAUCGCCUCUUCUGCUUCUUCCCCUUCCUCUUCCUCCUCUGGAUCUCGGAAGAAGAAGAUGAAGCCCGGCCUGACAGCCCAAGCGGAGAACAAGUGGCGGACCGCCGCACAGGAGCAGGUCUAUGGCCGCCGUCUCCUCGAGGCCCUCCGCUCCACCGGCGGUGCCCCCGCGGGGCCGCGCGCCGUCAAGGAGGCGGCCGACUCCGCCCUCGCGCUCACCGCCAGGGGACAGUCCCGCUGGAGCCGGGCCAUCCUCCUCGGCCGCUGCUGUCCCCGCCGCAAGCUCCUUCUCAAGGCGGGCGGCAGGAUCCGCCGCGGGCGCAGGCAGCCGCGGCCGUCGGCGCCGGUGCCGCAGCAACAGGUGUCGGCCGAGCUGAGGGGAAAGAAAGUGAGGGACCGGCUACGGGUGCUGGGCCGGCUGGUGCCCGGGUGCCGGAAGCUGUCGGCGUCGGGCCUCCUGGAGGAGGCGGGCGACUACGUGGCGGCGCUGGAGAUGCAAGUGAAGACGAUGAGGGCGCUAACGGAGGCGCUCUCGGCGGCGUCACUGUCCGCGGGGCCCACUGGCGAGCCCGGUACCUGAAUGGUGGUUCGACGGGCUCCACCUACUCCCUAUGUAUUAGCCAGCCGAUGGAACCAAUAAUUGAUGUAUAUGAUUGAUGGAGUAUGUAUGCAAAGAUUUACUAAUGUUGGUGGCUAUUUUGUGUAUAAUUGUAAUAUCCUGACACCUGUAUAUGCUGCACACAAGAAUGCUGAUGAUGAGAAUUUGAUGUCU
Musa acuminata subsp. malaccensis (wild Malaysian banana) is the source of this 1181-nucleotide messenger RNA. The record is from RefSeq and is a predicted model, not a curated record. NCBI's taxonomy places the organism in Eukaryota, Viridiplantae, Streptophyta, Magnoliopsida, Zingiberales, Musaceae.